UUGUGAAAAAACAUGGUUAUCCACCAACUAAACAUAUUAAGUCAUCAGCAAAAAAUGAUUCACAUUAUAGUGGUACUAAAACAAGUAUUAGUGCAAUUAAUCCAAAUAAUUCUAAUUUAUAUAUCUGCAAUACCAACAUGCAAUCAAGAA
This is a messenger RNA of Dentiscutata erythropus, 150 nucleotides long. The record is from the annotation of a GenBank genome assembly. Lineage: Eukaryota; Fungi; Glomeromycota; Glomeromycetes; Diversisporales; Gigasporaceae.